This is a messenger RNA of Octodon degus (degu), 960 nucleotides long. Its product is annotated as olfactory receptor 2C3. The record is from RefSeq and is a predicted model, not a curated record. Gene Ontology annotation, biological process: G protein-coupled receptor signaling pathway. Gene Ontology annotation, cellular component: membrane. The coding region runs from base 7 to 960 and encodes 317 amino acids. The transcript has a single exon. NCBI's taxonomy places the organism in Eukaryota, Metazoa, Chordata, Mammalia, Rodentia, Octodontidae. Gene Ontology annotation, molecular function: G protein-coupled receptor activity; olfactory receptor activity.
AAGGCCAUGGUGGACACUGCCAACACAAGCUCCCCGGGUGUGUUUGUGCUCCUGGGCUUCUCGGCCCGCCCAUCGCUGGAACCUGUGCUGUUUGCAGUUGUCGCCGCAUUCUACGGGGUGUCCAUCGUGGGCAACACCAUCAUCACGCUGGUCUCCUGCAUGGACGUGCGUCUCCACACACCCAUGUACUUCUUUCUCGCCAACCUGUCCUUUCUGGACGUGACCUUCACUACGAGCAUUGUCCCCCAACUACUGGUCAACCUCAGCAGGCUUCGGAAUACCAUCAGCUACGGCGGCUGUGUGGCCCAGUUCUACAUCUCACACUGGCUGGGGGCCACGGAGUGCGUCCUGCUGGCUGUCAUGUCCUACGACCGCUACAUGGCUGUCUGCAGACCACUGCACUACACGGCCCUCAUGCACCCGCGGCUCUGUGUGGGCUUGGCAGGCCUCUCCUGGCUGGGUGGUCUCACCACCAGCCUGGUGGGCUCCACACUCACCAUGUUGCUGCCCUUGUGCGGGAACAACCACAUCGACCACUUCUUCUGCGAGAUGCCACUCAUCAUGCAGCUAGCCUGCGUGGACACCAGCCCCAAUGAGCUGGAGAUGUACCUGGCCAGCUUUGUCUUCGUGGUGCUGCCCCUGGGGCUGAUCCUCGUGUCCUACGGUCACAUCGCCAGGGCCGUGCUGAGGAUGCGGUCCGCUGAAGGGAGGAAAAAGGCCUUCAACACCUGCUCUUCCCACGUGGCCGUGGUGUCCCUGUUCUACGGGAGCAUCAUCUUCAUGUACCUGCAGCCGGCCAAGAGUGGCUCUCACGAGCAGGGCAAGUUCGUGGCACUUUUCUACACGGUGGUGACUCCGGCGCUCAACCCUCUCAUCUAUACCCUGAGGAACAAGGACGUGAAGGGGGCACUGGGCCGCCUGGCACUGGGGACCUGCAGUGCCAGGGGAACACAGGGCUAG